AUGAAUAAGGCCAGCACAAAAGAGCCAGGGAUUAGGAAUUUUGGAAUUGGGAAAUUUGGAAUUGGUAACCUUGAAAUUAGGAAUUUUGGAACUAGGAAUUUUGGAAUUGGUAACCUUGAAAUUAGGAAUUUUGGAACUAGGAAUUUUGGAAUUGGUAACCUUGAAAUUAGGAAUUUUGGAACUAGGAAUUUUGGAAUUGGGAAAUUUGGAAUUGGUAACCUUGAAAUUAGGAAUUUUGGAAUUGGGAAGAUUGGAAUUAAGAAUUUUGGAAUGAAUAAGGCCAGCACAAAAGAGCCAGGGAUUAGGAAUUUUGGAACUAGGAAUUUUGGAAUUGGUAACCUUGAAAUUAGGAAUUUUGGAACUAGGAAUUUUGGAAUUGGGAAGAUUGGAAUUAAGAAUUUUGGAAUGAAUAAGGCCAGCACAAAAGAGCCAGGGAUUAGGAAUUUUGGAAUGAAUAAGGCCAGCACAAAAGAGCCAGGGAUUAGGAAUUUUGGAACUAGGAAUUUUGGAAUGAAUAAGGCCAGCACAAAAGAGCCAGGGAUUAGGAAUUUUGGAAUGAAUAAGGCCAGCACAAAAGAGCCAGGGAUUAGGAAUUUUGGAAUUGGUAACCUUGAAAUUAGGAAUUUUGGAACUAGGAAUUUUGGAAUUGGUAACCUUGAAAUUAGGAAUUUUGGAACUAGGAAUUUUGGAAUGAAUAAGGCCAGCACAAAAGAGCCAGGGAUUAGGAAUUUUGGAAUGAAUAAGGCCAGCACAAAAGAGCCAGGGAUUAGGAAUUUUGGAACUAGGAAUUUUGGAAUGAAUAAGGCCAGCACAAAAGAGCCAGGGAUUAGGAAUUUUGGAAUUGGUAACCUUGAAAUUAGGAAUUUUGGAAUUGGUAACCUUGAAAUUAGGAAUUUUGGAACUAGGAAUUUUGGAAUUGGUAACCUUGAAAUUAGGAAUUUUGGAACUAGGAAUUUUGGAAUGAAUAAGGCCAGCACAAAAGAGCCAGGGAUUAGGAAUUUUGGAACUAGGAAUUUUGGAAUUGGGAAAUUUGGAAUUGGUAACCUUGAAAUUAGGAAUUUUGGAACUAGGAAUUUUGGAAUGAAUAAGGCCAGCACAAAAGAGCCAGGGAUUAGGAAUUUUGGAAUGAAUAAGGCCAGCACAAAAGAGCCAGGGAUUAGGAAUUUUGGAACUAGGAAUUUUGUUAUGGGAAACGAGGCCAAGUAUGACGCUUGA
This is a messenger RNA of Penaeus chinensis, 1215 nucleotides long. RefSeq lists its product as uncharacterized. The coding region runs from base 1 to 1215 and encodes 404 amino acids. The record is from RefSeq and is a predicted model, not a curated record. Lineage: Eukaryota; Metazoa; Arthropoda; Malacostraca; Decapoda; Penaeidae. The transcript has a single exon.